Molecule: messenger RNA, 750 nt
Organism: Sciurus carolinensis (gray squirrel)
Lineage: Eukaryota; Metazoa; Chordata; Mammalia; Rodentia; Sciuridae
Exons: 7
Coding region: 1-720 (239 amino acids)
Source: RefSeq, a predicted model, not a curated record
AUGGUUUCAACUGGUAGUAAAAGCCAUGUCAAGGAAAAGAGCUUGUGUGAUGCUCCCCUGUCAUCGCCUGUCCAAAAGUAUGUCUGUGAAGGAAAAGGAGAAGUGUGUGAAAAAUUGCAGCAAUCCAGGAAUGAUGUUUGUUUUAUUACCAUAAAAGUACAAUGCGACCCUGGGAACCCAAAACAUCAAGCUUUGCUUGACAAGAAUAUAUCUGAGAGUGAAAGAGAGCAUAUGGUUUCAAUUGCUAGUGUAAGCCAUGUCAGUGAAAAGAGUUUGUAUGACGCUCCCUUUUCAUCACCUGUCUCAAAGAAUGUCCAUGAAGGAAAAGGAGAAGUACGUGAAAAUUUCCAGCAAUCCGGGGAUGAUGAAAAUCAAGCCUUGCUUGCCAUCAGUAAUUCUGAGAGUCAAAAAGAAGUUGUGAUUUCCACCACUGAUAGAAGACAUAUCAAAGGAAUGAGCUUGCAUAAUACUGCACCUUCAACACUUCACUUAAAGGUUGAAGAAAGAAACAAGGAGCACCCAAUUGAAAUAAAAGAAUCACAAAACCUAUGUGAAGGUGCUGAAAAAGAAGAUGAUGAAUCACCUGAAAAGAGAGAGAGCAAAAAAACUGAUCAUGAAUGUUUUUCUGUUAGGAAGUAUCAAAAACAUGAUGGUUUCUUCCCUUAUAAAUACCUAAUAUGCUAUCUGCCUUGUGGAAUUGUGAAGAUGCAAAGAAGUUGAACCCAUGUAGAGUGCUGGAAACAUGCAGAG